UUCAUACAUUUCUUGCCUAUUCUUUCAUAAAUAUAUUAUUUGUUUUACUUUAGUAGUAUGACGUACUUUGCAGAUACUACUGAAAAAUUAGAUCAAGCAAGUUGGUGAGAGAUUUAGAGCAAAUUUUAAUUAUAUUAAAUAUCUUUUAUGCCGUCUCUUUUAAAUCGUUUAGUUAACAUUAAUAUAUUAUAGGAUAUGAUACUCCAUUCUUAACUGAGAACGUAGCAACGGCAGAUGAAAAUUCUAUUUUAGGAUUGUUGUCGCCUUGCGUGUGACGUAUUUGGCUCUUUUUACUUGAUUUAGGCCUAGUUGAAUUUGUUGAAUCGUAAUUAUUAUUGUUAUUUUUUUUAAAAAUCCAUUAACCUAUUUAUGAACAGAGUAAAAGCUAUGCAAUCAUUUUAAAAAAGUGUGCUGAGCAGUUUAGGUUUGAGGUCUACACCUUUCCUCUGCUUUGAAAAUGUCAGUGGUCUGUGAGGGAUUUUUCAGAAGGAGAGAGGUAGCGACUGGGCUACAUUUUCCACGGUUCAGUUGAUGACAUCAGCGAGAUGGAGGCGGCCGUUAUUAUCAUUGCUACGGUGGUUUUGAGGACUAGAGGUAUUGAGGUCGUCCUGUCAGUUCUUUUAUUGUGUUUAAUGAAUUUAGUCAACUUUAUUACGGAACAUUUUUUGUGGAUGUGAUUUUAAAUGCUUAUCCAAAAUUAUAUCUGAAAGAAAAAUAAAGAUAUAUACAUAAAAGAAAAGUCUUACAAAGUGACAUAUGGGGGACAGACAUCAAAGCACAUUUUAAAAGAGCAAUUAGCCUGAACAGGAAACUUACAAAGGAAUUUUUACUUGAGCUGGUGUAAAUCAGCAGUGAAAAAAAGUCUGAAAUUUUAGGGGAAAGAGGAAAAUUCCUAGGGUGACCAGAUUACCUUGAGGACCAUGUAUAUAAUGCAAUGAUAACUUACAAAAAUGUUAACUACUGUCAGAAAACCCACUUUAAUAAGGAAUACAGGAUGCCUGUUCUACCUAACAAUGUCAGGCAUAAAUAUUUAGUAACUGACUGAGCUUGGCUGCAGUAUCUCUGGUGUGUUUCUACAUCAUCUGGUAAUUGCAGGAAAAUUAUGAUAUCAUUGUGUCCUGGCUCAACAGACAACUGUGUCAUUUUCUUAACUACUUAAUAAUGAAGUUUUUUUUCAGCCUGUGGUUUCCCUCUCUUGAAAGUGGGGUUCUUCAUAAAGGAUAAGAGGAUUCAGAUAGGCUAAAUGUCACAGUUUUUAUUUUGAAAGCCCUUAUUAAUCUGACCCUUCUUAUUAAGAUGUUUGAUCUUUGCACACAAGGCAUAUCUCUCUAUCUGAAUUAUGCAUACAGAUGAAGCUGAAAUAACAAGGACAAGAGAACAAUGGUCUAGUACUGUUAUUUAUCACUCACUGUGUAACUUUUGAAUUAAAAAAUGAAUAGCCCCGCUGUAGUAUCUUCUAGUUGUUAAGAGAAAUAAUGAAUUACCCAGCCCACAGCUUAACUGUUUUAUUGUGAUUCAUUUUGCUUAGUGGAGCUUUUAUGCAGGUCCUGUCUGGCCAACAUUUUAAUUUUUAUAUUGACUGGCAGAGUCCAGCUGUUGCACUAGGUAAAAACUAGACACAUAGUAGUUGAGGUACUGUCUUGUGUGUAAUCAGUUCAAAAUAAGUGCAAUUCAGGUCAUGGAGUGUAGUGCAGGCCUGCUAAUUCUGCAUUUGUUACAUUUAUUUGUAUUCUCCAGAAAAAAGGUCUACAUGUUGGCUAUUUCCUGGUUGAUCAGCCGUGAAAUGUUAUGCUGCCUGUUCUGUGUGUUAUCCAGCUCUGUUACCAGUCAUAAAUGAGCAGGACCCGAUAAUUGGCACUCACACAACUGGCAUAGACUUAUACUCAAACGCCUUCCCUCAUGUAACCAGCCAGGACCCACUGUGUCACAGGGCCCUAGGGGUUAAACCUCAGAAUUUGAAUGGCAAAAUGUGCUGCCUACAGAGGAAUUUUGGGUGACACUGGGGAAGAGCACAAAAGUGACUGAGGGUACAUUCCUCAUUAGAAUCAGACAGUGUUAAUGAGGAGUAUUGAUGAGAAGAAUGGGAGUUUAGAGAAAUUAAUUUUUUUUUAGUCCAGAUAGAACAAAGAGGUGCCCUCACAAAAGGGAAUAUGGUUUCACGGAGUCAUACUGCCUGUAUCACACAAAAGAAUGAAUGAAUAAUGAAUAAUGACAUGUCUGAACCAAACCAAUGUAUGUAACUGAUUUCCUAAUUGUACAGCAAUUAUUUUAUGCUGUUUUGUUGUAUCUUUAUUCUGACUUGAGCAGGGAGGGUGUGGGUGUGUGUGGGAGUAUAAAUGUGCAUCUGGGAUUGAACUUCAGCAUUUUACCCUUAUGUGUUGAAGUCUGCUGUUGACAGAUGCAGAAGCACAUGUCGCUCUCACACUAUCUGCAUCAGUUGCAAUACUCGUGGCAGAGAUGUUCAUCUAUGACAGAUUGCACUCUUCAGUUGUACCCUUGCCCAAAGGCUCCUCACAAAUAAAAAAGUAAAGUAAGGCACGUAUGUAUUGAGGAAAGAGCACACAAGGCUGAAGCAUAUGCCAUCUAAAGAGGAUGUAAUUGAUUUAAGAUUCAGAACAAAACCUUGUUAAUGAUUAUAUAUGAUCUUUGGUAAAAUAACAAUAGAUUUAAAAGAAAAAAACUAUAAAGGACCCCUUUAACUCAAAACUUGGUAUUACUUGAAAAUAAUAAUUUUUUCGAAAGCAUUUUAAUGGUGACUCAAUCGUUUUUAUUCAGAAAUAUGAAUGAAUCCAUAAUUUCACAAGUCUGAGCUAAAACAAGAGCUGAAUCAAUAUUUAUUUUUGAUACAUAAAACUAGGUGUGUUACCUGAUAGCCACUCAGGUUUUUUUUAGAAGAUUGCUACACCUUUUAUUGUUAGUGUGGGGGGGACUGACAGUAGAAGAGGUCAACAGAAUUUGGAACUUCCUGCUACUCUGAAAAGGUCAAAAGCCAAACUGAAAGGAGGUGCGGUGGCCAAAUGAGCAAGUGAUGAGCUGUUAGAAUCUUUGAAUUUAUUAGGUAGGUGUGGUGACAGGAAUCAGCGAAAUCCAGCGCUGCACGAGCCCCAUUCCGCUCAUAGCCUACAUUUCACAGUAAAUGACUGAGCAACCUCAGGCUUUAACGGGACUUGUCCUGGAUGUUUUGAGCCUUUCAGAUUUUUAUGCCUUUGUAAAGUCCCAAUUAUAUUUUGAAAAGACAAAUGGUAAUAUGUAGCAACGUUGCUGAUGCUAGAAUCCUCUCGUAAACAAAUUUGUUUUUCAGCAACAGCCUCCCACCAGAGUGUCCUAGGAGUGAAGGUUGAAGGGGAUUCUUCAUCCAGGCUCAUGAGAAAUGCUGGAUCCAUCUGCAUUAGGCAGGCUAGACAAUACAUGGCAUGUAUCAUUUCACAGGCCAUUGUUCCUUAGAACAAUAUGUCUGAGUACAUCGAAAAUCAAACCUGGCUUUUUAAUCAGCUUUCAAAUUUUUGCACACCCGAUUACGGAACGUCUAAUGCUGCUUAAAUGAAAUAUUUGCCCUCCUUCUGGAGAAUUCAAAGCUCUUUAAAAUUCCUCCCUGGUAAGUCGCUAGCUGAACAUAUUUUUGUGUGUGGGAGGACUGUACUGCCAGGCAGAAUUUGUUUUGCUCCCUUUUUUUGGACACACAAGGAGACCUUGAUACGACAUGAAUCAACUGCACCUUGUAAAAUAAUCUAGACAACCAAAACAAUCCUCAACAGUAAGAAUAUUAAUAAUCUUUUUAUGUGGGGGGUAAACACCAUUUGAUUGCCUGAGCAUUUCAUUUAUUGUAUUAUAGUGCUCUUAGCAAACAACAACAUAGAUAACAGCACAUUGAUAUAUCACAGAGUAACUGGAGUUCACCAGUUAUUUUUUAUGAAAGUAAUGCAUUGUUUGUGUGUUGCAUGAUAUUGAAACCAUAGGCAUUGUGGAAUCUGCUCUGGGUAUACACAUUUUCAGAUACAGUAUAGUGCCUUUUAAUUUGCCUAAAUACAUAUUUACAACAUUGGCUAUACCAAUCAAGUGAUUCAGGCAUUUUCUUUUGAUUUUCAUAGCCUGUGACCCAUUGAGCUGAGAUCUUCGUCAAGCAAUCGUUGAUAUGUUGUAGGACAGGGGACGUGUUCUGUCUCUCGAGGUUAACACGACGUGUGGCUCGGUGGUCUGUCAAGUGUAAUGGGACUGCGCGCUGUAGGGGGGUGCGCGGAAAUUCUGUGGAUGGUGGAGAGCCCCUUGGGUCCCCCCUCCCCCGCACAUCUGGGCAACCCCUGUCACAAGCAGGUGUCGCCAUGCCUGACAUGACAGCACCCACCGAGGCCUGAGGAAGUGGCAGCAUGUCAUCCACAGACGUGUAGCGAUAAGACUCUUUUAUUUGUAUAUUUAGCUCUUUCCAGAGCUUAAGGUACAAUAUGUCUGAAGAUGGCCAAUCGGUGGGAUGCGUAAAGAAGUGUUUAUUUUGAAGCAUCGGGUGUGUUUUUGCAUGUGUGCUUGGCACAGGGGUUAGGUUUUGUCUUUCACCAUGCAUAAAAAGAUUAAAAGAAGGAAUAUUUAGUCUGACAGAUUCAUUUACAAUGGCGGUCAGGACUAGAAUAGUAUCUGUGAAAAAGCAGUGUCCUCAGCUGAAAGGCUAAAUUUAACAUGGUCAUAUCACAAAUAUCGCUGAGUGGUGGUUCAAAUAAAUUUGCAGCCUUUAUGUAUACAUAGCCUGCAAAAUUCUACAUAUUGUCUACCUUACUGAAAAAGUGGGCUUUUUUGUGGGGUUUCAGGCAACUACAUUCCUGUAUGUUUGAGAGAAAAGUUUCCACACAUGUGACUUCCAGUCCAGUGUCACUUGCUCUGUUUUUACCAGAAACCACAUCAGACGCGGCAUAUACAACAGACAGAGAGAGAGAGAGAGUGAGAGAGAGAGAGCGAGCGAGAACGAGAGAGCAGGCGAGCGAGAGCGAGAGAGUAGAGAGUGAGAGAAGAGCCUUACUCAUUAAGCAGAAAACCAAGUUCAGCUCAGCACACACACGCACGCACGCAGAAAGAAGUGGAGGCUGGUGACGGGUUCUGGUGACGCGCUUGGCUAUGGCUCAGGGCUCUGACAGUAACGACACAAGUUUCACGAGGUCUCCAUCUCCAAACAGCAGGCAGGACUCUUCGGAUGAUGUGAAGAAGGUGAUGAGGAGGGAAAAGAAUCGUAUUGCUGCCCAGAAGAGCCGGAUGAGGCAGACACAGAAGGCUGACAGCUUGCACUUGGAGAGUGAGAACCUUGAAAAAGAAAAUGCUGCCUUGAGGAAAGAGGUGAAGCAGCUGACGGAGGAGGCCAAAUACUUGUCAUCUGUUCUGAGCAGUCACGAGCCUCUGUGUUCUAUGAUGGGUCCACAGUCCUCUGACAUCCUCUACUCUCCACAUCAUGGGGCCUUCCACCAACCACACAUGGCCUCACGCUACCAGCACUGACCACCGGGGGAGCUGCUGCCAACAAAGAGUGCGGUGAAGGUGGACAAUCUCCUUAUAAGGGGCACAUGGGUUUUCAUUACAGGGGGAAACGGUCUCACAUGUGUACAUGUUUAACAGAAGUAAACAGCCAUUGUUGAUUACUCUCAGAUUUCAUCGGUGCCAAGUGGAGCUGGAGAUCAAAAUAGUUUUAAAGGGAAUGACAAUCCAUAAUGUUAGACAAACUGACAAACACAACCAUUGCCAAUGUCCUUUGGUUGGUAAAGAUGGUAAACAUCAACUCAGCACAGCUGGCUGAUGGGAUAAAAUGGGUAAAAGUGUCCUUUUGAAUGUGUCUUUUAUGCGUGACCAUUUCAGUUUUUGGCAAAUGGAUCAAUUGGUGGCACAGGACAGCAAUUGUUUUACUGUAAACGUGUUUCUUAUUUAGAAACAAAAUCUUAAAUAUUAGAUUUCCUAGAACUGUAGGUCUAGGUUCCUUUUGACCUAUGUGUUGAUUUGUUUUAUUUUAAAAUGUAUUAUUUAUUUCAAGAGUGAUAGAUUUGAUGAAUAUUUUCUAAAUAUCUUGACUUGUCUUGCCUUUCCGUUAUACUUCCAGUUGAGUCGAUGAAAUUAGUUUACUUAUUCUUUAAGAGUGAUAACUCACAACAUUUACAGUGUUAAUGGUAGAGAAGUGUUUUGUGGAUAUUCAUUUGAACAUUUAUUCUGUUUGGUGCAGUUGGAACAAAGACAUCCUUCAUGAUUGCAUUCAUCAUAAAAGAAUGUUUUAUAGUAAAUAUUAUAAUGUCCUAAAUACCUCAAGAUUUUAGUACAAAUCAACUGAAAAUGUUUUGAAUGUUUUAAAAUUAAAUUGCCGAGUGAGAAUGUAGUUUGUAUAAUUUAGUAGGAAAUUUUGAAAAUUGUUAUGGGUACUCAAAUACAAAUACACCAGUUCAAAUCCUGCGAUUUAAUUUGCAAGCAGUUUACACUGUAUUCUUUAUACCAUAUCCCAUAGGUAUUUGGGUUGAAAGAACUAUGCUCAGUAAUUGACAAAUUAACAGGAUCCAUUGACAUGAGAUUACCUGUCUGUUAUUGACACAUCUAUGAAGUACAAGUCAGGCAGUGGGUCAUCUUCAGCCCAAUGAACUGCAGCUCUCUUUCCUGAAAAUUGAUCGAAAUUUUAUAAAAUUAUAUGAGCAGUGCAAACCUACUGAUUACCUGGCACACAAGUAGUUAUUGGAAACACCUAUUUAAAAUUUUAUAAUUCGUUUUUAAAUCCAUUAUUCAUCUGAAUUUAUUUAUGCAGUAACUGAGUUGCCUUCCCAAGCCCUCCAUAGAAAAUUGUGUUCUUCUACAGUGAGCCAUCUCAUGUCUUCUUCUCAAGGAUAUCUUUUGAAGAACAAUGGCUGUGAUGCUUGAUUGAAGUUUCUUCAUGCGAUAACUUGUAGUCUAAUAUGCUACUUAGUGUCAUUUUUCUGGCCAGGAAAGACUGAAGUGUCCUUUUUAAAAAGCAGUAUUUAUUUCAGAUUUACCCUGUCUGACGGUAUCUCAGGAGAUAGAGGGUAAUAAUGAGUGGCUGUAAAACAUACUGGUGAUUUAAACAUUCUUAUAGAAACUCUUGUAACUGGAACUGGUUCAUUCAGAUAUAAACCAGAUACAACCAUUAUUAUAAAAUCCCAUGUGAACACCCAACUAGUGCACAUGUGAACUAUAAAAAUAAAGCUCACUGAUAAGGUGAGAGUGGAAAAAGGUGACCUAUGCUAUUUAUUUCAAGCCACAAGUUUUGUUUUCACAUGUUAAAAUUGUAGUUCACAUUUGAGUCAGUCACGCGGGAAAAUGUGAAUAUAGAUAAUUCACAUAUGAAGAUGCAAAUUUCACGUGACUUCGUGUGAUCUUUUUCCUUUUCACAUGUGGAAAUUUUCAUUCACAUGUGAAAAAGUCAAUUAUAUGUGAAAAUGUUAAAUUCACAUGUGAUUUUUUUUGUAAGGAAAGGUCAGCCAUUUAUUUCAUAUCACCACAGCAGAGAUGACUGUAUUAUAUCUUGAAUGUCUAAUUAAAAGAAAAUAAUCUUGAAAAAAAAAAAAUGUAUGUACUGUUUUUAUUAUUAUGGUUUUUUUUUUGGUUUACCAUUAGAUAAGUUGCUUCGACAAUGGAGUCGAGAUGAUGUGGAAUUGAUUGUCCGUUACUGUAUAUAUAGGCUAUCUGUCCAUCUGUCUGCGAACAGAAUAACUAGGAAUAUGUAUACAUUUGAAUGCCAUUUCAUUAAAUGAUUGCUACGGGAUAGUGACGGAAUAAGUGAAGUCAUGCAAUAGAGGUCAUGCCAUAUAUAUUUUUUUUGUUUACGUCCCCGGUUAUCUCGAUGUUAGGACUCUCGACGUUUUCUCUUGAUUUUCACGGCCAUUUUUAUUUGGUAUUCUCGACAUAAUAUACGUUUUCUUCUGAUUAUAUUAUCUCCUGAUGAUAUUCAUAUUAAUAAUACUUCAAAGUGUCUACCUGAAAUUCAGUCCCUGCUUUCUUCCUGAAUCAGUUCCUUGUCAAUGUAAACAUCAAAGAUGUCUAGGCUACUGUUAACGUAACACGAUUUUUGAGUCAGUCCCAGGUCAAAGUAAGAUUGAAGGCGUUCAUCUAUCGGUGGCAACAUCGUCAGUCCGUCACACACAGGAUGUAUAUCCGAAUACUGUGUGACGCACUAGUAAUGGUUGCCUUUUAUUAUGUCGAGAUCACGACCAAAACAUCUUUUGCUUCUACGUUAACUUAAAAAUGAGUAAUUCAGUCAUCUGUGUAUAAAACAUUAGCACGCGGUACAAUAGGGGCGCUGUUUCCCCACCAGUAAGAGUGUCUGUUUGAAGGUAUUCUCGGAAAAUGAAUGUAUGUCAAUUGCUAGGGUGACAGGUCUUAGAAGCUUUGACAUUUCCGCCCAUCGUGUUUAUGCUUUAUAUAUUGUGAUGUAUCAAACUUCUGUUUUAUAGUUUCUGUUUUACUAUAAUUUUAACUGUAAUUUUGUAAUAAAAAAUUAAACCAGUG
Messenger RNA from Anguilla rostrata (American eel), 8472 nucleotides. RefSeq names its product basic leucine zipper transcription factor, ATF-like (gene batf). The coding region runs from base 5101 to 5475 and encodes 124 amino acids. The record is from RefSeq and is a predicted model, not a curated record. Gene Ontology annotation, cellular component: nucleus. Gene Ontology annotation, molecular function: DNA-binding transcription factor activity, RNA polymerase II-specific; RNA polymerase II cis-regulatory region sequence-specific DNA binding. Gene Ontology annotation, biological process: regulation of transcription by RNA polymerase II. NCBI's taxonomy places the organism in Eukaryota, Metazoa, Chordata, Actinopteri, Anguilliformes, Anguillidae. The transcript has 3 exons.